AUGGAGAGUGAGAAAGUAAUCCAUGUCCAAGCAAAUAACAAUUCAUCAGAAGACAACAACACAAGGUCAUUUCCCUGUUUAUAUUGUUCAAGAAAGUUUCACAGUUCACAAGCAUUGGGAGGACAUCAAAAUGCUCACAAGAAAGAAAGGACAGCAGCAAGAAAGAACAAGAGAUCAAUUAUGUCAUCUCAUCAUCAUCAUGACUAUGCUACUAACUUCUCUUCACUACUCCCACAAGGCACACCUCUUGUUUUUGCACCUAAUCAUCAUCCCAUUGGCCUUAUAAAUCAUCCUUCUCUUUACAUUACUGCUCAUGCAGCUAACUUUUGCCACUUCCCACCUGGUCAACAACAAUUUUCUAGCAGAUCAUUUGGAUCAAAUGGAGCACCAAGGUUUGAGAAUAGUAAUAAUAAUAAUAACGCCACAAUGCUCUAUCGAAAUCAAUUUGGGAACUAUAUGAAUAAUAAUAAUAAUAAUAGUAACCUGUAUAUGUGCAACGAUGAUUUCUUUGAAGAAUGUCAAGAGAAUGUACCAACUUUUGUUAAGGACGAUAGAGAUCAGAAGAUUGAUUUGUCACUACAUUUAUAA
Messenger RNA from Solanum dulcamara, 588 nucleotides. RefSeq names its product protein LATE FLOWERING-like. Gene Ontology annotation, biological process: negative regulation of abscisic acid-activated signaling pathway. NCBI's taxonomy places the organism in Eukaryota, Viridiplantae, Streptophyta, Magnoliopsida, Solanales, Solanaceae. The record is from RefSeq and is a predicted model, not a curated record. The transcript has a single exon. The coding region runs from base 1 to 588 and encodes 195 amino acids.